GACGCUCGAUCACACCAUUGUUAACUCACCACAAGCUAGCUGCUCCGCACUAAAUCACUUACGCACAAGAAGAAGUCGAGACGAAGACGAUGGGAUCUCUCUCCGGCGUCCUUGCCUUUGCCGUCCUGGCGGCGCUCGCCGCCGGCGGCUCCUGCGCCUCAAACGUGCCGCCCGGCCCCGACAUCACGGCGGACUACAACCAACCGUACCGUCCCGCCAAGGCCACCUGGUACGGCCUGCCCACCGGCUCCGGCCCCGAAGACAACGGCGGCGCGUGCGGGAUCAAGGACGUGAACCUGUCUCCCUACAACGGCCUGAUCGCCUGCGGCAACCUCCCCAUCUUCAAGGACGGCAAGGGUUGCGGCUCCUGCUUCCAGAUCAGGUGCACCAACCAUUCGGCGUGCUCCAAGAAGCCGGUGGGGGUGGUCAUCACCGACAUGAACUACGAGCUCCUCUCGCCGUACCGCUUCGACCUGUCCGGCAAGUCCUUCGGCGCCAUGGCCAAGUCGGGGAAGGAGCAGGAGCUCCGCAGCGCCGGCAUGAUCGACCUGCAGUUCAGGAGGGUGCGGUGCCAGUACGCGCCCGGCACCAAGAUCGUCUUCCACGUGGAGAAGGGCUCCCACGCCAACUACCUCGCAGUGCUGGUGAAGUUCGUCGCCCAUGAAGGCACCAUCGUGCAGAUGGAGAUCAGGGAGAAGAACUCCAAGCAGUGGAAGCCGAUGCAGCACUCGUGGGGAGCUAUCUGGAGGGUGGACAGGGUCGAGCCGCUCGUGGGCCCCUUCUCCUUCCGCCUCACCACCGAGUCCGGCAGGAGGCGCAUUGCACACAAGGUUAUCCCCGCCGGUUGGACGGCCGACACUACCUACAAGUCUGAUGUCCAGUUCUAAUUAAACCUAUCGUCAACACAUUUCCUAUUUAAGUUGUUUUUCAUUCGCAAUCUAGUGAAAAUAAAGAUGUAUAUAUAGGUUGAUGUA
This is a messenger RNA of Aegilops tauschii subsp. strangulata, 974 nucleotides long. Its product is annotated as expansin-B9. The record is from RefSeq and is a predicted model, not a curated record. Lineage: Eukaryota; Viridiplantae; Streptophyta; Magnoliopsida; Poales; Poaceae. Gene Ontology annotation, biological process: sexual reproduction. Gene Ontology annotation, cellular component: extracellular region.